AUGUCUCCUGCUUCGCCGGCGCUCCUGCAGCAGCCCAAUCUUCCCUCAAACCCAGCAGGUUCUUCCACGUCAGUGGAUCUGACCACAUGGUUUCUCGAUGCUAAACGUUCUCUAUCGUCGAUAGGGCUUUGUGCUCGCGCAAAAACCUUGGUAAAUUCCGCAAGAGUUGCCUUGCAAGAAGCUACGGUCAUCUCCUCAAGAUGUGUCUUCUUGCGGAAUGCCCUGAAAGAUCAGUUGAAUGUUGCGAUCCAAAUAAACAGGAUGAUGCACAGCACUCGAGAUACUUCUAGAGCCGAGUUUGAGAAAAUGUUGACGGGUUUGGACAACGCCGACAACAGGCUCAAUCAAACUCUGGAGGUGCUCCGGAAUUCUAUAGUGGAUCCGGCCUUCAGCAUACCAAAUCCCGAAAACGAGGACCCCACCUCGAUGACAAAGGCUCGCACGUUGCACGAUUUUGUCGAUGAUGAGGGGAUUGAAAAUCUUAAGUCUAGAUUGCGACAUUCGAUUGACCAGGUGCAGGAGUCUCAUGACACUCUCUCCAUGUCACUUGCUGAAUUCGAUGCCGAUCUGACUGCCCUGGAUACAUCUCUUUCUAACCUUCCCGACCCUAGCAAUCAAGAGGAUGGCUUGGCUGAGCCGAUACAUCCGUAUCUCCAUUCUCUUGAAGAACAGGCCGAGGAAAUGGCGCAGCUGCUAGAGUCACUGACGCAGCAUUUUGAUCGGUGUUCACAGGCAUUGAGGGAUUCCGAAGCCGUAAAUACCCACAACCAGGAAAGCGGUAUGACUGAUGGUAUGUCCUUAGAAGAAAAGGCUGAAAUGUACAAAGUACUUGCAAGAGAUGCAAGGGAAGUCGAUGAUGUUGUCGCAGAGCUCAAGGAAAGACUUGAUACAAUGGAGAAUAUCUCAGCAUAUGUUGGAAAACAUAUUGAAAAAUUGCAUGAGUUGUCCAACAAGGCUCAUGAUAACUUCUCGCUGUUUGAAGAAUUUCAGGGUAACUUGGGAGGUUAUGUUGGUACGACUAGAGAAUUUGAAACACAGCAAGAUGGAUACUUUAGAGCUAUGGAGGAAAGACUUGAUGAGCUUUGGCAACUAGGUGAUUUUUACGAAGGGUUCAUGGGUGCAUACGACGCCAUGGUUAUCGAGGUGGGGAGGCGUAAAGGAGUGGCUGCAGGAAUGGAUAACAUAGUCAAAGACGCAAUGAAAAAGCUACAAGGACUUUAUGAGGCGGAUCUUGCGGAGCGGGAAGGUUUCAAAGAGGAACAAGGCGACCAUUUACCGAUGGAUAUAUGGCCUGGGAUAAUGGACCUGCCCAUUCGAUACUCUGUCGUGAAGGAUCCCCAAGGAGGCAGCGGCCUGCCGAAUAUCAGUAAGGAAGCACUUCAGAGAGCCUUGGGAAGACGAGCAGCACGAGAGGGUAUGUGA
Messenger RNA from Morchella sextelata, 1422 nucleotides. RefSeq lists its product as uncharacterized. Gene Ontology annotation, molecular function: protein kinase activator activity; molecular adaptor activity. The coding region runs from base 1 to 1422 and encodes 473 amino acids. Gene Ontology annotation, cellular component: phagophore assembly site; Atg1/ULK1 kinase complex. Gene Ontology annotation, biological process: autophagy of mitochondrion; autophagosome assembly; activation of protein kinase activity. The transcript has 4 exons. Lineage: Eukaryota; Fungi; Ascomycota; Pezizomycetes; Pezizales; Morchellaceae. The record is from RefSeq and is a predicted model, not a curated record.